GAGUUAUUCUCCCAUUAACGUGUAAAUAAAUAAUUAAUCUAGAACCGAUCUUUUACAAGGCUCAGUAGGAAUAAGAGUCACCGACUGGUAGAAAAGAGAUGCCACUUUCUUGGCGCUUCGAGGAUCUGAAGUUAAUGUACGAAAAUUGCUGUCAAGGUCAGAAAUGAAACUUGAGGGAACAAUCACGAGAAGACUGACGAUCGCAAUGCUCUCUGCAGGUAUUCGUUAGAACGUGGAUGUUCAGAUGCUCUUGGAUGGUGGUAUGAUCUGCUGGUGACCGAUAAAAAUAGCUCCGCUCGGCGGGAGGUUCGGCGGCAUUCCCGAUGCAUUCCUGUCUAACACUUGACGCGAGCGGAGUGGGUUGUUUCCUCAAGUGACAGCAAGUGACAGUGACAGAGGUACGAUGCGCAAGUGAAUUCGUUUUUGAAAAUGGAUAUGAAAAGCUGCGAUGUCAAAGAUUUUCUGCAAGACGUUAAUCGCUUUUUGACUGAAACCUUGAAGAAUGAACCUCUCUCUGGAAAGGCGAAAACGGAGCGUGAUGAGCUGGCUCAGAAAGUGUCAUCCCUCUUAGAGCCAGCUGGCCCUUAUAUUGAUAUGAGUGGAUCUUCAAAAAGUUCACAAUCUGGAGAAUAUGUUUCUCUGAAUACCAAUCAAGCCAAAAAUACUGACAGUAAGCUUUAUGAGGAGUUUCCAGACGUCCACCUUCUUAACCAUUCUGGACAACAAGACUGUCGACAUAGUAUUAAUAUUGAACAUUUAAUUUUACCUGCAUCGAAACUACGCAUGGUAGGGAAAAAAUUUGGUGCCUUGUCAAGAAAGGAAAGGUUUAUGGGACUGUUUGUGGAGCGGUCAAUUCGUUGCUAUGUAGGACUACUCAAUCAGAAUUUAUAUGUAUACAAUAGUGAUAAAGAUGCUAAACCUGCAACAUAUAUCAAUGUGCAAGGUUUUGAGGCUCGACCAGCUGUCACAUUUUUCCCAAAAGACGCUAAGAAAAGAGACUUUGGUUUUGAAGUUGUUUGUCCGGGAAAGAAAUCAUACCAGUUCUUGGCAAGCAGUCUCAAUGAAAUGGAACAAUGGAUAAAUUGUAUUAAUGAAGCAAGUUCUCAUAUAAUUGAAAACCAUGACAGUGAGAAUUUGCCCAAGAAGCUCCUGCCAAAGCCCAAAUGUCUACCUCCAACUCCCUCACCAACUGUGAUUGAAGAUGAAGAAUAUGAUGAUGUGCGUGGACAUAGUGAUUGUGUAAGUGAGAAAAAUGAAGAAUAUGGGGAUGAAAUUUAUUACAACAUUAAUGACCUUAACAUCAUUGGAAAAGAACGUGCAGUGCAAUCUGUAGACCAACAUAGUGACUCAAAGUACAUGACAGACAGUGAAUUAGUGUAUGAUGAUAUUUGUCCAUUAAAUCCCAAAUUAUAUUAUAAUGUAAGUGGUCAACGGACAGAAACCACAUUUGAAAGUGAUAAGACGUUAGAAAGAACAUUUGAGUACGAUGAUGACAUUUAUGAUGAUAUUGGAGUGCUUUUAAACAAGUCUGAUUCUAAGUCAACUUGUGAUAAUACUUCAAUCAACAGACAAAAUACCAUACUUAAGAAGGAAGAUGUUUUAUGUAAUACCAAAGAGCAUGUCUUCAGUGAAAUGAUCACUGAGGUCACUGAUUGUAUAUUAGAUAAAGGUAUUAGUUUUAAUGAUAAUCUGUAUGAACCAGUUGAAAAUCCAAAAGAUGAAUAAAAAAAAAAAA
Messenger RNA from Gryllus bimaculatus (two-spotted cricket), 1735 nucleotides. The record is from the annotation of a GenBank genome assembly. Lineage: Eukaryota; Metazoa; Arthropoda; Insecta; Orthoptera; Gryllidae.